This is a messenger RNA of Harmonia axyridis, 5216 nucleotides long. RefSeq lists its product as uncharacterized. The coding region runs from base 86 to 5086 and encodes 1666 amino acids. The record is from RefSeq and is a predicted model, not a curated record. NCBI's taxonomy places the organism in Eukaryota, Metazoa, Arthropoda, Insecta, Coleoptera, Coccinellidae. The transcript is spliced from 19 exons.
GCUGUCAAUGAUUUUGAGUUGACUACUUCACAUUAAUUCUACAUCACCUACACCUCAGACCUAACACAACAAAAAAAAAAAAACAAUGGUAAAACAACCAGCAGCCCCCCAGAACACCCCAAAAUCGGAAGAGAUUCGAAAAACCGUUCGUUCACUAUCAAAAUUCAGCAAUACCUCGAACGAGAAGCAAAAGCCUUCGAAAAAUGGUAAACACUCAGACAGAAUGAGGAGAAGGAGUUUGCCAGGCAGUAAUUCCAGUAAAAUUUCUGAUCUAUUGGCGAUAAAAUCCUCCACGGAUAUCAAUCAGGUGCACUGCUCCUGCGAGAGGCUUCACAACGAACUGUUCAUGUUCGUCAACGACUUCAUAGGUUCUCAAGAGUAUCAAGAUUAUCUGGAUUUCAAAAGGUCAAUAAUAAGGAAGGAUAAAAUAAUUCAGUGUGACAGUAAAGAUUUUGAAGAGGUAGUGGAUGUUCCAGUUCCAGAAAAAAAGAAGAAGAUUGAUAGGCUGAGAAUACUGAGUCGAAAAGCUUUGAGAGUUUUCUUCCUAGAGGCUCAGAUCGAGAAGUAUUUGAAUGAUUUAAAGAAUGCGGAAAUAGUGAAGAAACAAGAAGAAACCAUCGCCACAAUAAGGAUGAAGAUUGCUGAAGUGAAAGAAAUCUUCUUUUGUCAGAGAGAGAAGAAACUGCAAAAGAAAAUGGAAAGGGAACAGACAUUGCUUACUUACUUUAUGUGUCGUCAUCAAAUAGAUAUUUCUAAGUUGAUAUCAACGAAUAGACUGGACAGAGUAAUUUUGGAUAUCGAAAGGAAAAUGAGGAUCAAGAGGAGGCGUCAUAAGAACAACAUAAGAAGUAUUAUGGAGAAAUUAUUAAAAGAAUACCAUAACAACAGAAAACAGAGGAGGAAAUUACAGAAAAUGUAUACCAGGAAGGAAAAAGACAAAAUGGACGAUAAAGUAUUAGUUCACAUAAAGGGCAGACAAAAUUCCAAUAUAAUAAUAUCAUCAGUGCACAAUGUUCGUGAAAGGAAUUUAGUGAAGGAAGCCUUCGAAGAGGCAGGAAUUUGCUUGAAAGAAGAAGAUAUAACAAUUUCUGGACAACAAGGUUUCUGUGAUAAAGCCUGUGUAACUGAUAUUCCUUACGAAACCAGCGAUAAGAGCAUGCAGGAAAGUUUGGAGAAGAACAUUUCGUUUCAAUUUUCCCAAGAGCAAAUAUUCAAAAUGAGGCUUGACGAGAAUGCCAAACAGAAACUAGGGAAAAUUCAAUCAUUUAUUGAAUUCGAGGACCUUUUGGAAGCUCGACAUUUCUUCUGUACCUGUGAAAAAGAAAGGAAAGAAAACGAAGAAAAGGAAAUAGAUUAUCCUGACGAUGAAUCGAUAUUUUCAAAUCCUGAUCACAUCAGUUUCAAGAACUUUACAGUCGGUAAGAUCUACUACAAAAAAUUGGUCCUGCGAAAUAAGACUGGGAGUCCAGUGAAAAUAAGGUUCUUCAAAUUUUACUUCGAGGAUAUAAAAUAUAAAAUUUACUUCGAGAUUGACCCCGACGAAAUGAAGAUUGCACUUCCUGGUUUACCAGUGAACUUGAUAGUGAAAUUUCGGGCCAUCAAAACUUCUGACGUUAUACGUGGCAAACUGGUCUUCCUGACUUGUUACAAGUCCACCUAUUAUAGGUUUAUAAUAACCAUUGAAUGCAUUCCUGCAACUUCUGAUGUAAUAUUAGAACCACGAACAGUAUCUUUUGGAAGAAUACCUUUAUGGAAAUUCCACAAGAGCAUACCUCAAAUAACCAGACUCAUUAAGGUCAAAUGUCUGGACAAAAGCCCACAUAAAAUCAGUAUAAAAAGAGUGGAAGAUCCCCUAGAUCUUGACACUCUUAAGUACGAUCUAUCUUCUUCAACCUCCGAAGAGUCAGAUGAAGGGAAGAAGUCCCCCGAUCAGUUAGAAAUGGAAUUAAUUAUAAGAGAUAUCCUUAAAGAGGUAGACAGCCGAUUUCGCUUUGACAGGCUAUUCAUGGUCCUUGAUCGCCAAUCUGGGGAAAAACAUCUUAAGAUCUCGCUGACCCAAAUUCAGCAUCCCGGGUUUUACUUCGAGAAGUACCAGAUGGACGUGUAUAAGGUACUUGAGGAAGAAGAUGAAUACGAAGGGAUGCAGGAAAUCAACAUCACACUUGAAGUGGAAGAUCAUUUCAUCAAAUGUGAUCCUGUAUGUAUAGAUUUUGGGAUAUGCUUUUAUGGUACUGCAUAUCAGGCUGCAUUCAACAUCAGCAAUACAUCCACAAGUUCAAAAUUUGUCACUGUGAGGAUUCCUAGUUUGAUAAACUAUUACGUUUCAUUGAAUGACAGCAACAUCGUUCUGAAAUCUGGAGAGACUAGAAGAGUGGCUAUCAAGCUAUUACCCAGCCAUGACCUCGUGUUGGAAAAAUGCAAGUACUUCGAUUCCGACACCUUCAUCCUGUAUUUUCCAAUUGAAAUCAAAUUGAAUGAUAGGAAGUACCUGAGCGCGCCAUCUAUCAUGGAACAUUGUUACGCCAUUGUGAACGACUGCUCUGAUUUGACUGUAGAUCCGCCCAGAGAGCACUAUGAGAUGUUUGAUGGACAUAUGGUACUUGACAUGGGGACAUGCUCUGUGAGCGAAGCAGUUGUCGCUCAGAUUAUUGUUAGAAACUCGUCAUACUCCAAGAGAUACUACGGAUUCACGAAUUUGCCAAGGUUCAUAACCAUCAUGCCUAACUAUGGCUUCGGAUGUAUCAACGCAUUUCAAGAAAUCAUACUCAACAUUUUCAUCCAUCCCCAAGUUGUUGAUAUCGAAACUUCGCUUAAAAACAAAGACAAAUUUUUCCUCGCUAGAGAGUGCACCAUCGUAGUCGACACAGUUGCAAAUCUAGGAAAAUACAGAAGGAAACCUAGCAUGAACCGUCUUUUGAAACUGAUGAGACUCAUGAUCCAAGAGAUGAGACGACUAACAGACAUCGAACUUCUAGAGGAUAUCUUCGAAACCAAGUCAAUUAUUCGCCAAGAAAUUAAUCUGUGUACUUGUUCUAAUGCCCAACUGGUGAAAUCUCAAUCUAAUGUGACAGUGGAACUAUUGGGAGAAGAUACAGAAUUGAAGAAAGAAGAAUCUGAAGCAAAUUCUAAUUUGAACCUUCAAGAGUCUCAAACUCACGGCAGUAAAACAAGUCAUCACCAUCACAAAAAGAAACUUAAUCAUACUACGAGCAAAGAACUCAUCAAACAACAUAGUGAUUACCAGGAUCUUGGUGUCGAGAAUCCAAUUGGUAGUAUCCAUUCUGGAACUAAACACCUUCGUAGAUCGUUGAAGAGUAAGAUCUCAUCUGAGUUAUCGCUGACUCAAAUCCCCGAAGAAGUCCCGAAGGAACCGACUGAAAUCGAUCUGGAGCAGAGGCCUUCUCUACUCCAGAAAAAGGCGGUGAAUCAAUUCGAUCUGGAACCCCGAAUUACGGUGCCAAUGAAUUCUCUGGUGAACUUAGCAGAAACCUUGUCCAGGGAGUUGCGUUUGAGGAUGGUUUUCGUGAAACCCUUGUACGAAUUUUCCUUCAACUACUUGGAGUUUCCUGUUACACCAGGUGGAUCUUAUUCGAUUACAACAACUGAGCUACGUCCUCUUAAGUACGACAGAAAAGGUUGCAGUCCAGAUAAAGAUGAGAAAGCACCAAAUUACAGAGCAACGUUCAGGAUAGCUGGCAGUACUGAAGAGAUGAAGAUAGAGCCAAUGUACGGCAUCCUGAAAUCUGGGGAGUCUAUAAAACUGACUCUGGUAGCAACACCGAAAAUGAACGAAGAAGUAAUUGCUGCCUGUGCUUAUGAAGAUAAGAAGAAAAUGUUGUACGAAGCAAAAAUGAUUGAAGAAUUGAGAAAGAGAGAAGAGGCUUUAGCACGUAAAACUAAGAAGUCUAAAACUAAAGUGGGACCUAAAACUGGAAAAAAGAAAGAGAAGAGUAUGAUGGAAGUCGAAGCAACAAAAGUUGAAGAUGAAGAAAUAAACAUAGAAAUAUCCUCUGAGGAAGUGCAGGUAGAAUAUUCAGACCUCUAUCCAGCGGAACUGACUCUAUGGCGUAGUAUUGAGCCUUAUAUACUCGAAAAUAACUUCGUUUGCCACGUCGAAUAUGAGAUGGAUGAACCAUGGUCCCAUGAGCCAGAUACAUUUUCUCUGAAGGCUGUGUGCAAAGUUAUCAGUCCUGAUUUCAUACACGAUCAGAAUUCUCAACGUUUGGACUUUGGACAUGUGGCUUUAGGCGAUAGCAGAAAAAAGAUCAUAACAAUUCAAAACUUAAGAUAUCAUGAUAUAAACGUAACAACCAGUAUACUCAGACCUGAAGGAGGUUUCUUCUGUCCGAAUUUUGAUUCUGUGCAGUUACCAAGCGAAUGUUUCUUGAAAAUUCCCAUAACCUAUAAACCUCAGGAAGAAGAAUCGGUGAUAGAAUAUAUGGAGAUAAGAGCGGAAAGAACAGUUUAUCAAUUUCUACUAUCAGCAGAGGCAGCUUCUCCAAAUGUUCGUAUGGAGCCAUCAUCAAAAGUUUUUCGGGUUUCUGCCAAGAAAGGCAAGAUCUUGGAUAUUCCCUUAGAGAUAGUCAAUGACUCUUGUCAACCAGUAGAGGUAUAUUUGGAGAAAGUCAUCGAAUUGGAAGGUAGGAUGAUUCGUACACCAUCUCAGUUGAAAUCGAAGAGUAGGACUAUCAAAAAAGGAGGGGAAAACAAAGACGCCGAUGGUAAGGCGUCUGAUGGAACUACAAAGAAGAGAGUCAGUUUCUCUGAUGAGCUCACAGAUAAAGAGAUAAAUUCCAUUGAAAAUGACUUUUCAAUUAAUACAGGAUCUCCAUACUUCCAAUUACCAGGAGGAGAAGAAAGGAUAAUCCUCCAAGAGUCUUCGAAAAAGACCAUCAAGAUACUAUUCGGUCCAAGCUGCUGCGACACACCCAAGUCUGCAUCCAACUUGAGGAAGAAAUCUAAGAAACCGAGUAUAGUCGAUGUUGAUGAUGACGACAUCGGAAAAACCUUUGUCACAAAAUUCAACCUUUUGAUUGGAUCUUCGAACUUGCUAAGGGACGUAAUCAUUUUAGGAGAUAUAAAAUGACUGGCCUGUAGGAAACCAGAAUUUGGGGCUGUGAACGAUCCUAGUUUGAACACUUUUUAUGAACCACUGCGUUUUAUGACUUUUGUCAAUAUAUAUCACUUUUAUAUUGUAUAAUAAAAACUCCAAGUAA